Molecule: messenger RNA, 1497 nt
Organism: Trichosurus vulpecula (common brushtail)
Lineage: Eukaryota; Metazoa; Chordata; Mammalia; Diprotodontia; Phalangeridae
Product: gasdermin-D-like
Exons: 9
Coding region: 1-1497 (498 amino acids)
Biological process (GO): defense response to bacterium; pyroptotic inflammatory response
Molecular function (GO): phosphatidylinositol-4,5-bisphosphate binding; phosphatidylinositol-4-phosphate binding; phosphatidylserine binding
Source: RefSeq, a predicted model, not a curated record
AUGGCCUCUGCAUUUGAAUGGGCUACCAAAACUGUGGUUGAAGAACUGAGCAGAAAUGGGGAGCUGGUCCCUGUGGACAGCCUCAACAGCUCUACCCGCUUCAGUCCCUACUCCCUGCUUCGGAAGAAGAUGAAGAGCUCCUUGUUUUGGAGGUCGCAGUAUGUUUGCCUCAAUUUGACUCUCAAGGACAUUCUGGAUCCGAGCUCCCCAGUACCAGUAGAGACCCAGGAUGGAACAUUCCUCUUUAUUAUCGAGAUGAAUGGGCAGGUGUCUGCCAAUGUGAAGGUGACUGACCCUGUGGAGGAGGAGAUUUUUGGAAAGAUCUCAGAGUCAAAGAAAACCAUCUUCCAGUUCAAGACUCUCACCGUGUCCCCUACCACCUGGGACUGCUUACAGAAGGAAAGGAAACUGAAGACACCAGAGCCCUCUGUCUUUCAGCAGCUUCGGGAAAAGGGAGAGAACCUGUAUGUUGUGACAGAAGCUGUGAAGACCCAGAAAGAGGCCAUUGUGAAGAGGUCCAGAAAUAGGGAAGGCUUUGGGAAGAUCACCAUUGCUGGGCUCUCAUGUAUCGAGGCUCAGGGUCAGGGUGGCUUGAACACAGUGAAGACAGUGACUGUCCCUGAGGGCAGUAUACUUGCUUUCCAAGUUGUCAAGUUGAUUAUCCGGGACCACUGGAGUGUUCUUCUACUUCCAGACAAGAACCGGAAAACCUUUGCACCCAAAGAUUUUGAGAAACUGCAAGCUGAGGUGGUGAAAGAACAACGCCCACUGACCAAAUUGGACAGGAAAUUCCAGCAGUUCCUUCUUCAAACUCUCCUGGGGCUCCUCCAGAGUGAGCAGGACCUGCUGGACUUGGAAGACACGCUAGAACAGAGUUUGUACACUGGGGAACCCCCGAAGAUGAUGGAGGGCAAGACAGACCACAUUCUAAGUAAACUACAAGAUGAAAGUGGACAACUUGUGGAGGAACUAGCAGGGGCAUUCCUCUAUCUCCUUGGAGCUCUGAAUGCCCUGAGUGAUGUCCAACAUCUGCACCUGAUCAAGUUGCUAAGGGAAAAGGAAGAGAUCCUGUCCCGGGAGGUGAAACUGGUGAAGAAAAUUCUGAAGGAGAACUUCAAUCAGACCAAGGAGAGGCCUUUCUCCCUUCCUUCAAAGCUGCUGUCCUUCAUCCAGGGCCAGGAUGAGAACUUGACCCUCACAUGUGGCCUGUUGGAAGAGUGUGGACUGUGGCUCUCUGGAGAUGAACCCCAAUUUACCUGGAACCCCAGUGCUCUGCAGUCACUUUGUGCACUGUAUGGGAGUCUGGUGAUGCUACAGGCUCUCACUGAAGCUGGCAGACCUAGACCGCUCUUUCCCUACCUAUUUCGUACCUCCUCCCCCUGUGUCAGCCCCAUGCCCAGUGGAUUAGGGGACAGCCCUAUUUCACAUCACAGAUUCACUACAUUUGUGCAUUGGGCCUUCCCCUGCUGCUGCACCCAAAAGGAACCCCCUCUGUGA